AUGGCAGGCAUUGUCGACAAAUUGACUGCCUCUGGAGGCACCGAAUCAGCCGGAUUCCUCAACGACAUCAUCGAGCAGCUAUGGCCGAAUAUCAACGUUGCUGGCUGCCGGAUGGUGAAAGAAAUCGUCGAACCCAUGUUUGCUACGAUGCUACCGGGGCCCCUCGCUAGUCUCAAAUUUGUCAAGCUGGACCUAGGAAAUAUUCCCAUGCGGGUGUCAGAAGUAGACGUCCACAAGGUCGACAACGGUGGCAUCAAGCUUGAUAUGGAUGUGACCUGGGAGGGAAAGAGUGACAUCGAGCUUGAUGGCAAGCUGGUUCCCAAGUUGGGAAUCGAACAUGUUCAUCUGAAAGGCAGACUUUCGAUCUUGCUCGCACCUCUGACAAACAUCAUCCCCCUUAUUGGGGCUGCGCAGGUUGCUUUCAUCAACCCGCCAGAGCUCAAGCUCGAUUUCACCAACGCCGCAAACAUCGCAGACUGGGCUUUGGUCGACAAGGCCGUGCGUAAGGUCAUUCUUGACAUAAUCGCCUCCAUGGCUGUUCUCCCCAACCGUUACCUCGUGAAGCUCGACGGCAACAACGACUACUUCAGAACAUACCUGCCCCAUUUGGGUGCUCUUCGCCUCACCAUUGAGAGAGCAAUUGGCAUCAGCGGUCCAAAGAAGAGUGGUGCCAAGAGGCUGUUGGCCAAGAUCGUCAAGGAUGUUCCCGACUGCUAUGCCAAGGUCAACGUCGGUGCUGAGGAGGAGUGGCGCACCUCCGUCAAGAAGAAUGACCACGACCCCGAGUGGAACGAGACUCACGACUUCCUCGUCGCCGACUACGAUCAACGCAUCUUUAUCGAUGUUCAAGACGAUGACCUCGGCGGUGACGACGAUAUCGGUAUCGCGACUACAACCGUCAAGGACAUUCUCCUCAACGGCGGCUCCCAAGAGUUGGCCCUUACCCACAAGGACGAGCCUACAGACGCCAAGAUUGUCGUCCGCGCAAAGUUUUACAACUUCGUCGACGACGCGGGCGUCAUCACAUCCACUCAAAGCGAAAACGAGCACCAGAUCGUUGGGCUAGCCACAGUACUCAUUGCCAGCGUUCUCGGACUGCAGGGCCAGCGCGACGAGCUGAACCCCAGCAUCAAGGUGACGUGGGGCGCAAAGGAGUUCCGCACAGCGGCCAAGUCCUACAGCCCGGGAACGGACAUUUUCAACCCGUCUUUCGACCAAGCUUUUAGAAUCCCCGUGACGGCCGACUUGCUCGCCAACCCUGCCAACUUCAAGAUCUCUCUGCUCAACAAGGCUGAUGAGACCGGGUCUGUUGAGAUUUCUUUCCAGGAUAUUCUCCAGGCACCUGGUUUGGUCAAGGAGGAGAGCUUCGACGUCGGAUCUGGUGCGACGGUGAGAGCUAGCAUCUCUCUUCGCGGCUUGCAGGUGGCACACUGA
This is a messenger RNA of Colletotrichum orchidophilum, 1434 nucleotides long. Its product is annotated as C2 domain-containing protein. The transcript is spliced from 4 exons. The coding region runs from base 1 to 1434 and encodes 477 amino acids. Gene Ontology annotation, molecular function: lipid binding. The record is from RefSeq and is a predicted model, not a curated record. NCBI's taxonomy places the organism in Eukaryota, Fungi, Ascomycota, Sordariomycetes, Glomerellales, Glomerellaceae.